Messenger RNA from Halichondria panicea, 1356 nucleotides. Its product is annotated as HCLS1-binding protein 3-like. The record is from RefSeq and is a predicted model, not a curated record. NCBI's taxonomy places the organism in Eukaryota, Metazoa, Porifera, Demospongiae, Suberitida, Halichondriidae. The transcript has 6 exons. Gene Ontology annotation, molecular function: phosphatidylinositol binding. The coding region runs from base 123 to 1097 and encodes 324 amino acids.
CAUACAGAAAAAGGGGUGUGACUGGUAUCAAGGUGUGGUCAAAUUUAUCUACACACAAAAGCUAGCUGUGAGCAACUAUAUCUAUAUCUUUGGUUGCAAGAAGUGCAUGCUAGAUCACUAAGAUGCCUAUCAAAAUAGCAGUCACAAAAAGGGGCAUAAAGAACAAGCAGUCUGGGGUGGACCUGUCAGUCACGGGCCACGAGAAGGCUGCUAGUGCUAAGCAAGUGAGGUACUAUCACGUCGUGGUCAUCACCAACCUGCCCUUCUACAAACGAGCUGAGCACAGCGAAGAAGAUACUGUUCAGUUCAUGGUGCAAAAAGAUUAUGAGGCGUUUGAGAAGUUGCAGAAGGACAUUAUUCAGAUGUUCCCAGAGCUGAAACUUCCUCCUAUGCCCAGAAAGUUUCAUUUGUUUGUGGAUAUUGAUGACAUAGAAGAGAGGCAAAUAGCGUUCGAUUGUCUGUUGAAAGUGCUGGCCAAAGAUAAAGCAAUGGCUGUGUCUAUUCCAAUGCUCCAAUUUCUGGGGUUUGAUUUAUUAGCUGACAAGAACUAUUACAAGGGAAGAAGAGAAUACUUGCAGAAGAUGGAAGAGGCUAAGAGGAACGAAGAGGCCCAGUUACCAGAGGUCAGUGAGGAGCAGCUGUUUGGAGAUAAUGAAGACACGGGAGAAGAUUUGUUUGCAGGGGUACCUAAAACCACUUCAGCCUCCACCACUUAUGUAGGUGGAUCGAUAUUCGAGGAGGGCGGCAGUGAGGGCGCGGUAAAGGUGGCUUUGCUGGAAAGUGAUGACUUGUUUCUCAACAAUGACACAACGAUCGAAUCUAGUGAGCAAAUUGGGCCGACAGGAGAGUUUGAAACAGAAGAUAACUCUGAUAUACUGAAUGUGUCAGAGUCGCUGGAUGACGUCCUACAGAUUGCCAACAAGCCCACCAAACAGCGGCCAAGCGUCACCAAGACAGCACCGGGCAAGUCGAGUGAAGGCAAUGGCCUGUUUGAUAUCGACGACUCUGUGGCUACGAGUAUGGGAACUGAUGACAUCAUGAAAUACAUUGAACAGAAUCAGGCAGAUAAUGAUGAUGAUGAUUUGGACUUGUUUUGAACUCUUUUAUGAGUUAUAUAUGUCUUGUAACCCACCACAGCAUGCAGUGUAACGACAGCUACUACCCACUUCUGUUUUUAGUAUAAUUAUUUUGUGUCAUGUUUUAAUUCAAUCUAAUUACACGUAUAAUUAUGCUCUCUAAGUGUUUUGUCGCCUAAUGAAGCAAUUUAAACUUUUUUUUAUUUGGUGCUGUAUAUAGAUCUAUUAACAGUAAAAUGAGAUUGUAUGUUUUUAUGUAUAUAAAAGGAAGUAAAAAUGA